Messenger RNA from Dreissena polymorpha, 8880 nucleotides. Its product is annotated as syntaxin-binding protein 4-like. The record is from RefSeq and is a predicted model, not a curated record. The coding region runs from base 111 to 1898 and encodes 595 amino acids. NCBI's taxonomy places the organism in Eukaryota, Metazoa, Mollusca, Bivalvia, Myida, Dreissenidae. The transcript has 19 exons. Gene Ontology annotation, molecular function: protein binding.
AAUAUAGCAAACCGGUCGAAUUCUACCUAACAUUUAAGAAUUAGUUUCCCAUUUCAGUGACUUUUGGCAUUUGCAGAUUUACUACAGAUGGUUCUGUAGUUAGAAGCAAUAUGUCGGAUUCGAUUGUCAUCACACAAACUGAACAAAUUUAUGAGAAUGAGAUCAUAGAAGAAGCACAAGCUGAAGAGAAUGUGAGAUUAGCACAGCAGGUUGUGUUCAAAGACUGCAAGCGGGGCAUAGGCAUCAAGAUCUGUGGAGGCUGCAGUAUAGAUGGGGAGGAGCUACAUGGGGUGUUCAUCAAGAGAGUUCUGCCUGGGGGUCAGGCUGACACGCAAGGAGAUCUGCGGAGGGGAGACCAGAUACUGGAGGUGAAUGGAGAAAACCUUGAGGGGGUCACCACUGACAGAGCUGCUUCCAUCUUACGGCUGAAUUGUUUCACCAACCAGGUGGAGCUAGUUAUUUGCAGAGAUGAGCAAGCUAGGUUGGAGUUCAAUGAAAUCAUGCAGAAAAGUGGCCUCCCAGUCAAUCCACCACCUCAGGAAGUGGCUGAAGGCGUUGGCCAUGAUGACUUACAAGGAGACCAAGAUAAAUUGCCAACUGCAGAGCGAGAGGAGGACUACAUGGUGACCCCUCCCACGCAGAUGGCAGGCCACGCCUUACUGAAUGGGGAUGUUCUCUCUCACAAAUUCCCAUGGAGGGGUCUCAUUCCCUCCCAUUCGUCAACUCCAAACCCAAAAGGUGUAAAAGGUUCAAUGAUGACCCCGGCUAUGGUGGGGGGCUCCGGUUCUCCAGCUGAAUUUUCCCCUGUGCUGGGCCCCGUUCUGUCGCUGGCCAAUGCCCUGUCACACGGCCCCCUCUUCACCAACCAGUCAGGUCACCAUGGUAACACAACACUGACCAGGAAACCCUCUGUCGGACCCCACGAGAAGUUUGAAGUGGAAAGACUCACAUCAACCCUCAACCUUCUUGGCUUUGAUGUGACACCAGAGAAGGAAGUUGCCAUGAGGUCACGACUUACUAUUGAUCAACAUGGAUGUGUAUUCUUUGGAGAGGCCGUUGAUGUGGUGUCAGAAGUGUUCCGGGAGGAGAUCGAGAAACGUAGCCUGAAUUUGAGUGGCUUCCUGCUGCCUGACAAUACCUCACGUCUGGGACAUCCUCCACUGUAUCAAAGCAGGGUAGAGAUGAAUGGUGGUGCUAGUGGAUCAGUUGUGAGUCCAGCUGAAGUAGAUGUGGAGAGCUUGAGGCAAGAAAACCUGCGAUUACAGUUGAUGCUUGAAGAAAAAGAGGAAGAAAUUGAAAUCAUAAAAAAGGAUCAGCGAGAGAUGCGUACCAAGGUGCAGCUGGCAGCCAAGGCCCAGAAGGUGGCGCGUGACAUGGAACACGACUAUGAGGAGGUGGUGAGACUGCUGGAGGGCGAGAUAGCGCAGCUGAAACUGCAGAGGGACAGACAAGUGGAUGCUGAUCCCAUCAACCAACGGCGCCUGGCAGUGCUGACCUGUCAAUUACGCAAAGCUGAGAGCGAGAAACGAACUCUGAAAGUUGCCACUGAGAAACUACUGCAGUUUGCGGAGAAUGUCCAGGCUACAGGCUCUAACUCUAAGCCGCCGCCGCGCCCUCUUGCCAUUGUUAAAUCGGGAGGAAUCUUGGGAAAGCACAAACAGAGUCCAGCGGCUGAUGUGGCAUCCGAAGCAAGGGACGUUAUUAAGGCGGUCAGGUCAUUAAUAGAUGGAGAGCCUUUGCCAUUCGGUUGGGAGGAAUGCUACACUGAAGACGGUGUGAAGUAUUACAUCAACCACCUGAACCAAGUAACAACUUGGACUCACCCGCUGUCAGGCGUAUCCCACGUGCCACCGUCUGAAGGCAAAUCCCCCACUCAGGACCAGUCCAAACCAACUUAGCAUGACUCAGCUCCAUACACCCAUCCAGCCAGAACUUUCAAGACAACGCACAAGUUACAGAUGAUAUUGAUACUGGUACAAAUGUAUUAUGAAACUAUCAAUAUCUUAUUUUAAGAACAAAUGUAGAAGCCAAUACGUUUGCUGGUGCUAGAACAGUUGUAUUCUUGCAAAUAUUGAGUUUCAAAUGAUAAAUAUCUUUAAAAGCUGUGUGAACAUUCAGUGAACAUACAUCUUUCCGAAAUUAUGACUUUAAAGAUACUUUAAAAUCCAGAUCUGAAAUCUUUAUCAUUUAAUAUUGAUAUUCACACAUGUUUUCCCUACGCAAUAAAAGGUAGGUCGCAAGAAGCUGGGAAAUAUUCUAAUAAUUACAAACAUUAUUGUUAUGCUUUUUUGUGUGAGCCUGUAUUCGGCUGCAAUAACCAGUUUUUGCAUUUAAUACUUUACUUUCAUUUGUUUCUCUCACUGAAAAAAAUCAACAUUUGUCCAUUGAUUCAAGCCAUGGGUUUUGCAUAUGUAUCUCAUGUUCAAAAACAGGCAUUUUUGGUGCUUUUUCAAAUUCAAGGCGAGGGUUAUAGCAAACAAUAUGCAUUUUGCAGCUUGUAUUAUAUGCAAACCAUGUCAAUCAGGUAUUACCAUCAAACAUUUUCGUGUUUAUGAAUACAAUUAUUUUUUGGUAAUUAGUCAUUGCACAAUGCCAUAUUUUUGUGUAUACAUGUACAAUUUUAUAAAAUAUGAAGUUUGAGCCAAAUUUUAAAUAGUCUCAUAAUACUAAAAUAAAAUAUAUUGAAUUUUUAAGCAUCUUUAGUUGAUUAGAAGGCAAAAUUAUACCUUUGAAUUUAGAAUGUAUUAUUAUUGUUAAUCUUUACACAUGUACGACUUUUAUGCCCCCGGUAGGUUGGCAUAUAGCAUUUGAACUGUCAGUCCAUCCGUCCGUCCGUCAGUCUGUCCGAAAACUUAAACAUUUGUGAUAUCUUUUGCAAUAUUGAAGAUAACAACUUGAUAUUUGGCAUGCAUGUGUAUCUAAUGGACCUUCACAUUUUGAGUGGUGAAAGGUCAAGGUCAAAAGUAAAAAAUACAAACCAAGUGAAGUGAUAAGCUUUAAAAGGGAGAUAAUUUCUAAACCUGCCAAAUAAUACAUUGAAAUUUUAUUUUAAAGCGGCGCAAUAGGGGGCAUUGUGUUUCUGACAAACACAUCUCUUGUUGAGUAAUUAUCUGUGUGUUAGUUUGAAUAGGUACCAUAUUACGAUCAUGCUCUUUACAUUUAUAACAGAAUACCAGGUAUGUUGACAUUUAAACAAUUAUUAUACAAAGGAGUCUGAAACAUUUCUUGCAAAUGUGUUUUUUUUUAAGCAUCUGGACUUUAAAUUUGAGAAAUAUACGCUUUAAACCUUAGAGGGGAUGUUAUGUAGAUAAAAUAAUAGCUAUCAGCUAGAUAUGUCUGUAAUGUAUUGUUUGUAUACUUUAUUUUCAUAACCUAUGUAUACUCGUGUAAAUGGCCAGUUUUCUAAUAGAACUUUGUUUGUUUCAUCGGUUUUCAAUGAUGUUUAGUGAUGUUUAGAAAGAGUAUUUUAGGAUUUCCCUAUUGCUGUGUCAAUCAGGUCAAUGGAAUCUACUGAAUGCAUUAAUCCACAUUUUCAAGAGUGAGACCAAUUAAUUUGCACUUUCUUGCAAGAAUGAGACUGAAAAAUAUUCCUCUAAGUUAAACAUUGGUUACCAUAUCAAAUUUGGGUAACUCAAAAUACAGUUUUGAAAAAAAAAAGGAAAAUGGUUACAAACUAACAUGCAUAGAGGUAAGAAUCAAAGUUUCAAUGUGUUUGGUGACCUAAUGUAAUAAUGCUAAUUUGCAAGUUUCAUAACAUGUUUAACAUAUUACAUGUGCAGAUAAUUUUAUUUUAUAUGUUGAUUAUCGAAAGUUCAUUUGUGAAUGUGUUGUUUAUUUAUAGGAAGUUCAUUAGUCUCUUAACAAAAUAGUUAUGUACAAAAUCGACGUGUAUACUUUUAGUUCACCAGUAUACGAUAGAUUCAAGAGUUGUAAGGUUUAAUGGCUUAUAGUUCCUUUCUUCUAACACUUGUAUACAGAUACACAUGGUUUUCAUGUAAAUUUCUGUUUGACAAUCACUUUUUAUUCCCGCCCAAAGGGGGAGGGAUAUAGAAUUGGAGUUGUCCGUCAGUCUAUCCGUAUGUAUGUGGUGGGGGAUAUCAAUUCAAUUACUUUGCUUGUUGUUUAUGCAUUUAUUUUCGGAUGUCAAUCUGCAAGAAUAAUCAGGUCACUUCUAUAUACAAUGUUAUGAUUCUAGCUUGGAACAAGCAGUAAAAAAUGUUCACAAAUCUGAUCAGCUAGGUCAGUUGGUAGUGUGAUGUAAGAUUAGUCAUGAAGUUAUUUGUAUAGCCAUCCUCCCCUAACCACUCAUUUUUAGUAAGUUAGAAAAUAAUGAAAUACAAACAUUUCCAUUAUGAUUGUGAUUAUAAAAUUUAGCUGAGUUACAUGAAAGCCAUGCAUGUCAUAUAUCCUGGUCAGGCUGUGAUUAUCCCGUUAGCAUAUGGGCUGUGCUCUGUGAAAAUGGGGUUUAAUGAAUGUGUGUGUAAAGUGUCGUCCCAGUUUAGCCUGUGCAGUCCAUACAGGCUAAUCAGGGACGGCCCUUUCUGCCUAAACUGGAUUCUGCUAAGAAGAGACUAUCUUUAAAUGAAAAAAACAAUAAGAACAUAAAGUGUGGUCCCUGAUUAGCCUGUGCAGACUGCACAGGCUAAUCCGGGACGACACUACGCACAUGCAUUAAAGACCCUUUUCACUGAGCAUGGUUCAUAUAUAUUGUGAGAUUACAUUAUCUCAAUACUGUACCUAUAUUAAAUGAGUAACAUUAGAGGAAACCUGUGAAGAUUGUACACAUUUCUAGUCGACAUAGCAUUUAUUUAGCAUUUUUGUAGACAAAAAAACACAUUAUUAUAUGUGUUUUCAUACAGUACAACAUUGUCCAACUAUUGCCCUAUUUUGACAGUGGUUGUUUUCAAUGUUUGUAAUCGAGAUUUCGCUAUGGACGUCUUUGAAUACGUGUGUGGUAUCUAUGAAUGUUUUGUUUUUUGUUUCCAGUAUGUUUUAAAGGUUUCUUGUAUCUACUCUUCUUUCAUUAAGUGCAUGUAGUUAUUUAGAGAGUUAUUUUUUAUUUUUCAUUUAGAUUGACUUAAAUUGAUGAACAUAGUGGAGAAACUAACGGUUCUUGUUUCGGACUUAAAUGAAUUAUGCAUUAGAUUCUUGACAUGUGUUUUAAUCUUAUGAUAACCGUGCAUUGGUUUGAUGAAUAAGUACUGUUAAGACAAAAUGUAACUAACUGUAGCCUUAAUGGUUGUGAUAUUAUGACCUCAAAGCAAAAAGAAAGUUUGUAACUUUGUACUAUUAUCAUAAGGGCGUUUUUAGAUGCAAAACCUAUGUAUUUGACACAACAUUUUGUUUCUUUAGAGACAAAGUGUCUUUUAAGAUGAAAAGUGCAAUUGUCUCAUAUGUUGUGAUAUAUUUAAUAAGUAUUUAAUUAUAUAUAAAAAAACAGCAUUAUGUUAUAGUUCAGAAGAAAUCCACACGCUGUCUCCAAAACUGCAUUUGACGUUUUUAUAUUUUUUCCGUCCAUAGUUUACAUUAUGAAUAUUAUGCCUACUACAUGUAUAAUGAUGAAAGUUACCAUCCUUAUGGUCGUGUUCUUUAAUUUAUUUCAGAAAUGAUUUGUUUGUGCUUGAAAAUUUUCUGUAAAUAAAAAAGAUUUUUAGUUGUGAAUGACUUGAAUCAGAUUUUUACACAGACAUCAGAAAUAAUAAUUUAUUGCUAGGUUACAGACAAACAAUUAACUGACAAUUAUUUUGAUUCUUACUUGACACACAAUAUUCUACCAUGAUAUUGCAAACUAAAGAUUACAGCGUUGGGCUACUUAUUUAAAUUGUGUAAAAUAUUAUAAUUAUUGCUAAUUACCCUUUAAAUGUGCAUAAUUAGAUUUCCAAAAAAAUGUUAACAUUUUAUGUAUUGAACAUCAACUUUGCCUUAUAUUUCAAAUCUUAUGUGUAGAGCUUCAUGUGUCAUGUUGGAAAUAAUUUCAAUGCUUUGACCAUGUAAUUAUUAAAUAAGAGAUACAUGGCUGGAAUUUUAGUGUGAUAUUGUCAUUUACAUACAAAUAUUUACAGGACUGUGAUUGUUUUCUCCUUUUAGAUUAUUUACUCAGUUUGCAAUUUGAUAUUACUUUAGAAAUAGUUCUUAAUCUGGCUUGUUCUGCUUAAAAGUGAACAGUUUUGUGUAUCCAGUAUUUAGAGAUGGAGACUUUUUUCCUUCCCUGUUUUGUUGCCAAAUAACACUCCUGUACAUAAUAUUUUGUGACAGAUGUUAUUUAAAUUCUACUUUUUGAUAGUUCAAGGUAGAUAACUAUGUAUAAAUACACUUUUAAUAGUUAUUUCCCUUUAAUGUCUUGAAAUGAUAUUUGUGUUGUUGUUGGUUUUGAAUUUUUGUCAAAAAUCUUUUGGUUCAGAGAAACAUUUCGAAUUUUAAUAUAAAUAUGUGUACAUGUAAUGAUGUGUGUUAGGUUUUAAGAAUUGCAUUUGUUUUGUCUUUGGUUUACCACUAUGGAGCCACCAAAAUGUGCCAUGCUGUGAAAACUUUUUUUAUGUUCAUGUUUUUUGUUAUUGUAUACCAAAAAUAUAGUAUUUAUUAAUAUGAAAAUGUAAAUGUUAAAGUAUUUAAAAGAAGGACCAAAACAUUUAUUGCAAAUGAAGCAAGCUUAAAUUCAAGUAAUGCAUGGCUAGGAAGGAGUUAGUUGCUUGGAUUAAAUGUUGUUUAACAAAUCUUGUUUAAAUAAAUAUAAUAAAACAGUGCUUAUUUUUUUGAAAGAAAAUUGGUGUACUAAUAUAAAACAAAUUACAAUUAUAAUCUUGAUCAUGUUAAUUAUUAUUGAAAAACAAGUUUUUAAAACAAAUUUAUUUUUUAAUUUUAUUUCCAAAGACAUGUGCAGGAGUAUUUUGUCAGUUAUUUAAUAUUAAUUUUAUUCAAGUUUCAUUGAAAUUAUGGUUUUGGUUUUGAAUAUCUUUUAUUGCAUUUUCUGCACGUCAUAUUAAACGGCUGUUGUGUAACAUAAGUAUACUUUAUGAGCAUCUGCAUUUUAACAUGCAGAUUUAUUGUUGAUAUCUAGUUUAACCUGUGCGUAUAUCAGCAUAUUAUUGGUUGCAAAAGACAUGUGUUACAUUAUUAUCACAUGAUUUUGAAUCAUAUGACUUUUUUUUGUAGCAUGUGAUUUUAAAUUAUAUAAAAACUUUUUGUAUUAAGUUAAUGCUUUAUGAUUACAUAAUAUUUGGCAAUCAUGUCAUGGUUAUAAAGUUCAUAUUGCACUCAGUUAAUGGCAUGUAAAUAUUAUUUGAACAUAUGAUUCUUUAAAGUCCAUUACUCACCAUUGUAAAUGUCGAUAUUACCAGCUGUUUCAUGCUUAAUUUAAAACAUAACGUUUACCGGUAUGCAAAUAAAUUUGUUCUGUGAAGACAGAUUUUUUUCCAACUUGUUGACAAAUCUUAAUACAUAAUGCAAAAUUGUAAAAUGAUGCAAAAUUGAAUCGGUUUUACACACUUAUAGAGAAGCUCUAUUGAACAGAUUGUAGAAACAUGUAUGUAAGAUGGAUGAGUAUGUCAGUUUUACAUAGCUACCCACUUCUCAGGUAGACAACAUGUUGAAAUCCUAUUUCUGCAAAUACUGGUACUCACAAAAAAUGCAUACUUACAGAAGUUGUUUGUAACAGACAUUUCACCGAAGGCAUUGAAAUCUUCUAAGUUAUAAUGUUAUGGUAAUUAUUCAUGGAUAAGUUUGUAUACACAUGAUUAUGUGGUAUUCCUCUGAUUUAUGGUAAAUUGUGUAUGUAUACCAUAGAAGUACACAUUUACCGAAAGUAUGUUUUUUAUUUGUACUAAGCGCUUUGGAAAAAAUAUUAUUUAAAGCAUUUCUUACAAACUGAAGUUUUCAGUUAGAUAAAGGUAAUUUUCUUUCAUAGGUCCUUUGCAUUACCUUUAGAUAAACUUGACACAUACUAUAAUUGUUGGAUGCUUCAGCUGAAUACGUCGAAGAAUAAGAAAUGGACUUACAAUGAGCGAAGGUCUUUUGCAAAAGGAGUGAAAUUAGCCCAGAUGAGAAAUGGACUCACAAUUUUUAAAACAUAAAUGUGGUCAAUAAUUUCAACUAUCUGGGAAUUGAAGGUAAUAACACGUUGAGCGUAGAACAUUUGGUACGAAAAGCUUACGAUUGUCAAUAUUUUACCAUACAAAUUACUUUCUUACUUAUUUUAUUCUUCUACUGGCUCCAUUUUAUGUUAUGCCCUUGAAAUAUACAUGUUAAUGAAGCGAAAAAAAGGAAUACAUACGUUUAAAAUAUUGCAAAAGGUUGCUUAAUGUAAUAAACACAUGUAAUGCUACGGUAUGUGAAGAGUUAGGUAGAUACCCAUUUUAUAAAAUCAGAUAUGUUUGAAUUGUUAAGUGUUAGUUUACAAUUAUUAACAAUAAACCACUAUUAUACAAACUGUGUAAGUCAAGCAGUGGAUGAUAGCAACAAACAAUACACAAAUUAAGUUGCAUGUUAAAAAAUUGUAAAAUUAAUACCAUAUUCCUAUUUAUUGGAAAAUUCCAAUAAACUAACCCGCACACUUAUGGAUGUAGACUUUUUUAUUACACGUUUAAACUUGAAAGGUUUCGUAAUAAGGGCUACUUCCCAUCCAUUUUGAAAUCAGAGCGGCAGAUACUCCCAUAACAUUUUUCAAAUGUAAGUUUUUUUAAUUGCCUUUAACAUUGUACUUCUUUGUUUGGGCUUUGAUUUUGCAACAUCAGUUAUUGUACGAGAAAUUGUAUUCAUCGUCAUAUAUUGCCAUUUACAUUACAUCAUUUCAAAUUAUGUAUUAUUUAAAACAAUUUAGAUUAUGUUUAAUAAUAAGCUGACUGUUCUUUUCAUUAAUUGUAAUAAUAAAAGGUGCUAACUCAA